Messenger RNA from Trichogramma pretiosum, 966 nucleotides. Its product is annotated as 40S ribosomal protein S14. Gene Ontology annotation, biological process: translation; maturation of SSU-rRNA from tricistronic rRNA transcript (SSU-rRNA, 5.8S rRNA, LSU-rRNA); ribosomal small subunit assembly. The transcript has 4 exons. Gene Ontology annotation, molecular function: structural constituent of ribosome; mRNA 5'-UTR binding; small ribosomal subunit rRNA binding. Gene Ontology annotation, cellular component: ribosome; cytosolic small ribosomal subunit. Lineage: Eukaryota; Metazoa; Arthropoda; Insecta; Hymenoptera; Trichogrammatidae. The record is from RefSeq and is a predicted model, not a curated record. Bases 200 to 655 code for a protein of 151 amino acids.
ACCAAAUAAAACGAAUUUUUUCUUUUUUCUUGUUGAACAAUGAUUUCGUUAUAGUGAUUGAUAAAACUUGUACAAUUUUCUUUAUUCUAUGCUUAUUAGUUGAAAUUGAAAACAUUUUUUACAGUUUUCACCAUAGAUACACAUGGUUUUUUGACAGCACUGGCAUAUAACCUUACAUUUCUAGUAUCUACUUCAUAAAAUGGCUCCAAGGAGAGACAAGAAAGUCAAAGAGGAGGUUCAGGUUUCCUUGGGACCUCAAGUACGUGAAGGAGAAGAUGUGUUUGGUGUUGCACACAUCUUUGCUUCCUUCAAUGACACAUUUGUUCAUGUCACUGAUGUUUCAGGAAGUGAAACGAUAGUGCGUGUCACUGGUGGCAUGAAGGUCAAAGCUGAUCGUGAUGAGGCCAGUCCUUACGCCGCUAUGUUGGCAGCUCAAGAUGUUGCUGAAAAAUGCAAAUCUUUGGGCUUCACUGCUUUACACAUCAAAUUGAGGGCAACUGGCGGAAACCGCACCAAGACCCCAGGUCCUGGAGCUCAGUCAGCCCUGAGAGCUCUUGCUCGUUCAGGAAUGAAAAUUGGAAGAAUUGAAGAUGUAACACCUAUCCCAUCAGACUCGACGCGCAGGAAAGGAGGUCGUCGUGGUCGUCGUCUGUAGAUGUUAUGCUAUCAUAUAAGUUCAAUAAUUUUACGUAUAUUUUUAUCAUAAUAAAAAAGGUUGAAAAAAUGUAUGUCGUUGUAGAUUUUUUCAACUGCAAUUAGCGCGAAUCAUUUUUACUUUUAUGUUCCAUCCGUAAUAAUUUGGUUUCGUAAACAAACAAAACUUGAUUGGAAUUAAAAUUGAUCAGCUUAACUAAUCGGUCACACAAAUAACAGUUAUGAGUAUACUUGGAAUUAUAACUAUCAAAUCUUAUUUUAAAAAGUAGCAUCAACUUUAAACAAAUUGAAUAAAGACGAUUGUAUUGGAAA